GGCCAGUAGCAGCCAGCAGGUUCGAUUCGACUUCGUCAGCCGACAGUUGUCGAACGCGUAUUCACCGUAUUCGUGUUGUCGUUCGUGAAUAAGUUUCUCAAUUUUCAUGCUCUUUUCAAAAAAUGAGCCCUGAUUCGAGGGUGAAGGCCGUUGGUAUUUCCGCCGAAUUUUAACACGAUCGGAGACGGCCGUCCGUCGCGGGUCCUAUUCGUCUGAAAUAUGAUCCUGCUCUUCAUAAACGUGAACGACGAGGAGUACUCACCUACACUCUUCGCUACUAGAAUAUUCCAAUACAGACGAUUAGAAUGUAUAUGAUCAUAGGGAUUGUAAAAUAGGCAUAAAUUAUUUACAUGUUUUAUUCAAUAUGAAAGACGGGCAUGUUUUGUUAGCGUUAAAUAACGAACAGAGCUUUAUCUCCUCCAGGAGGAGGUGGACGAGGGUAUGGAACAGAUUGUCGAAGCUGCAACGCAACAUCCUCAGAGCUACGUUGUUCGUCUUACUUCUUACCGUGGUGUACAUCUGUGUCGUGACAUGGAGCGACGACGGACAAUCCGCCGCCGCUGCUGGGGCCAGACUGCACAAGUACGAACACUUAUUUGACCGUGGCUCAGACGACGUUCCUCCCAGAUUUCAAAGAUUGCAGCCACAUCCUGAACCAGCACCAGUGGAAGUUGAGGCGCCCGUGGUGGACCAAGUAGAUAUUGUCAACGAUGAUAAAUCGAAAGAAAAUAAGAUGAAUGAUGAGAUCAUCCCUCCAGUUCCGACUCUCAAGACCGAGCGGUCUUUCAACAUAUCUAGUGAGACAAACAAAAGGCAAAAGGCUGUGAUAGACGCAUUUCUCCAUGCGUGGAAUGGGUACAAGAAGUACGCGUGGGGGCACGAUCAUUUAAAGCCCAUAUCACACAAACCACAUGACUGGUUUAAACUUGGCUUGAGCAUCGUCGACUCGCUCGACACCAUGUAUUUAAUGAAUCUAAAAGAAGAAUUGGCUGAAGCACGUAAUUGGGUUGAGAAUGAUAUGAAUAUGAAUGAAUUCAAUGAUGUCAACCUGUUCGAGGUGACGAUAAGAGUGCUUGGAGGACUUCUGAGUGCAUAUCACUUGACAGGAGACAAUCUUUACUUAAUCAAGGCGAAAGACUUAGGUGAGAGGCUUCUUCCCUGUUUCACAAAGUCGCCGUCGCCCAUUCCGUUCUCAGAUGUCAACCUGGCCUCCCACAAUGCACAUUCGCCGCGCUGGGGGCCGGACAGCUCGACAUCAGAAGUUACCACUCUCCAGCUGGAAUUCAGGGAUCUGAGUCGGGCCACAAACGAUGAUAAAUUUGAGAAAGCUGCAAGUCGUGUCUCGAUGCACGUUCAUACUCUCCCCAAGACUGAAGGGUUAGUUCCUAUUUUCAUCAACCCCAGGACAGGAUUGUUUCCAAACUACGCCGACAUUAAAUUAGGCGCGAGAGGUGAUUCCUACUAUGAGUACCUUGUCAAACAGUGGAUUCAGACUGGGAAAACUAUUGAUUACUUAAGGAAUGAUUACAUCCAGGCCAUUAAUGGAAUUAACAAACUUUUAGUGAGAAGAACACCGAAGAGCAAUUUACUCUUCAUCGGAGAGUUGAAAGCAGGCUCUAGAGAGUUUGUACCAAAAAUGGACCAUCUAGUCUGCUAUUUGCCUGGUACUUUGGCUCUGGGUUACCACCAUGGCCUACCAGAAGCACAUUUACAGCUUGCACAAGAGUUGUUGUACACUUGUUAUAGGACAUACGCUGACCGACCAACAUUCCUAGCUCCAGAGAUUACAUUUUUUAUCCUACAAGAGGAAAGUAAGCAUGAUAUGUUUGUAAAAUCGAGCGAUGCUCACAACCUGCUGAGGCCUGAAUUUAUCGAGAGCCUGUGGUACAUGUAUCAAGUCACUGGCAAUAAAACAUUCCAAGAUUGGGGUUGGAAAAUAUUUCAGUCUUUUGAAAAAUAUACAAAGGUUGAAGGGGGAUACACAUCAAUCGGUAACGUGAACGAUGUGAAUGAAACAAGACCAAAGGACAUGAUGGAGUCUUUUUUUCUUAGUGAGACUUUAAAGUACUUAUUCUUGCUUUUCUCCGACAACAGGCGAUUACUAGAUAUUGACAAGUUUGUUGUUAAUUCCGAAGGGCAUCCCCUGCCGAUAUACGACAGCUAGAAAUAUAUGGGAUAUCAGUUUAUAUUUUUUAAUAAAAAUUCCAACACCAAAGUUUAUAUAACGUCCAAUUACAAUUUAUUGAUCUGUUGUUAAUUUUUUGUCUUUGAAAUUUCUAGUUUAAACAAUUAUAUUGAUUU
This is a messenger RNA of Cimex lectularius (bed bug), 2301 nucleotides long. It is a transcript of the gene alpha-Man-Ib, whose product is annotated as endoplasmic reticulum mannosyl-oligosaccharide 1,2-alpha-mannosidase. Gene Ontology annotation, cellular component: endoplasmic reticulum; membrane. Gene Ontology annotation, biological process: N-glycan processing; carbohydrate metabolic process. The transcript is spliced from 10 exons. The record is from RefSeq and is a predicted model, not a curated record. Gene Ontology annotation, molecular function: mannosyl-oligosaccharide 1,2-alpha-mannosidase activity; calcium ion binding. Bases 365 to 2164 code for a protein of 599 amino acids. Lineage: Eukaryota; Metazoa; Arthropoda; Insecta; Hemiptera; Cimicidae.